Phytophthora nicotianae INRA-310 is the source of this 1250-nucleotide messenger RNA. RefSeq lists its product as hypothetical. The coding region runs from base 548 to 1111 and encodes 187 amino acids. Lineage: Eukaryota; Oomycota; Peronosporomycetes; Peronosporales; Peronosporaceae. Gene Ontology annotation, cellular component: extracellular region. The record is from RefSeq and is a predicted model, not a curated record. The transcript has a single exon.
CACUGCGUGACCAGAGUGGGACGAGUGUAUCCGGCCACGUCACUCGUACCGUUUCUGCUUGUCGACGGUAUCCUCAAGGAGAUGACCAACUUGUUGAAACGCUGGUUCCAAUCUCCGCCGCCAUCACUUCCGACACGCACUGCUAUCUCUAGUCGAAUGCCGCCACAGUCGAAGGAAGCGCCAACGUUGGGUCACUUACUCCACGAGAUGUAAGUGCAGCGCACUAUCGCAUCGAUGCGCUGGGCGUUCAACCGCGACGGUCUACUUUUCGUGUCGGAGCGGGCCGUCUACUGCCUCAGUAUCUCAGGUGUCACCGUUCCUGUCCUAUCUCAGCCGUGCCUCACAUACAAGACGAGAGCUCCAUGAUGCUCAAUUGCACCGAACAGCACGAUAACUCUGAAGCAAGGAGCUGCUAAGCACCGCCUCCAUUUCAAGAGUCUUCGGACAGACGUGGGUCGGCCGCCGACUCGGCGGACACCAACAACCGGCGCGAGUGUGACGGCUUCUGCUCAUUCUACAAUCUGCUCUGAUCUACACAGCUCCUACCAUGAACGCCAAGACCAUCUUCGCUGUUGCCGCCGCCGCCUUUGUGGGCUCCGCCGCUGCCGAUACCUGCUCGUCAACGCAGCAGACGUCCGCGUACACGACGCUGGCGAGCCUACUGACUCUGGACUCGUUCCAGGGCUGUGUUGACGACUCGGGCUACAGCCUCCUGUACUCGACCUCGCUGCCCACGGACGCCGAAUACGUGGAGAUGUGUGCAUCAACGAACUGCCAGUCUCUCAUCGAGUCUAUCAUCUCACUGAGCCCGCCAGACUGCACCCUGACUGUGCCCACGAGCGGUCUGGAGGUGAAUGUUUAUGAGUUGGCCAACGGAUUCUCCAGCGUUUGCUCUUCUCUAUCAUCGUCGAGCACGACGUCUACCACGACGGACACGACCACCACGACCACUACGACCUCGACUGCGACGACUGCUACGGCCACCACGGCCCCUACUGCGACGACUGCUACGGCCACCACCACCACUACGGCGACCGAGGCCCCUACCGCUACCGAGGCGUCGUCAACCAACACGACGACCACAACCACCACGACUGCCACCGCGUGCUAAAUGCUAUGGUUUUCACAAGACCUAUUCUUCUGGCGCAUCUAGUCUAAAGAAGAAUAUACAAUGCCAAACUUUCUUGCGUUAAAGGCCUUACUUCCGAGUGAUAAUGUUCAAGAUUGUACAGAUUUUGUAGAAUGUCAGC